This is a messenger RNA of Moneuplotes crassus, 2054 nucleotides long. The record is from the annotation of a GenBank genome assembly. NCBI's taxonomy places the organism in Eukaryota, Ciliophora, Spirotrichea, Euplotida, Euplotidae.
UUUUAACUAAGUUUUUACUAAAAAUUUGUGAAUGAAGUCAAAAGUUCAAGUUGAACCGAGGAAAAUGAUCAAGCGAGGCAAACAUGGUCAUACUGGCAGUAUUGACUCAACUAAGCAUUCAGCAUCUAUUUUUGAUGAAUUCAAGGAGCUUAAGACUGAUCGACCAAUUCAAAAAUCCUCAGAUCUACCUGAGUCUGAUCACAAUGUUCCUCAAGAAGCUAUUAAUGAGUAUGAAGAGUUUUUAGCUCAUAAGGACUCAACCGAAAGAUUAGAAAGGAUCAUUCAGGAAGUUCGGACGAUCGAUGAGAGAGCUCAUCAUGAUACCAAGAAUCUACUUAAUGAACAUCUCGAUAGAGAAUACGAAAGAAAUGCUAUUCUGCGUGAGUUAAAAUUUGAAAGAUUCAAGCAAGCCAAAAAGGACAAACAAAAUGCUAAACAAAUGCAGGCGCUGUGGAAACUUAUGCAGAAGAAAGAUAGGGAGUAUAUAAGUCAGAUCCAGAAAUACCAGCAUCAACUAAAACUAAUCAAACAAGGGAAAAGCUUCAAGGAAUCUUCUAGUGACAAAAGAUCAAGUCUGAACAAAAGUAUGAAACAGACUAACAAGGAAAAGAUACAUAAAGCUCUUUCUCCAUAUGGAGCUUAUUGUAACAGCAUAAAGAGUAAAAAGUUAAGGAGACUUAGUAAGACAAAUUCAGCUAUGUCUUCUCCAAGGAGUUCCUCUAUCUCUAUCACCCCAUUUGAGGAGAACAAGGCUGCUGCUUCGAGCUCUGCGAUGACUACUCCACGUAAAGGCGAGAAACAUAGGUAUGAAAGUAAUAACUACUCUGACCAAUCUGUGCCUUCAAAGAGAUCUUUUGCAAGAAGCAAGGGGAAGUUUAGCUACAAACACAAGGUUCAGAAAACUUCAGGUGCAAGGAGUUCUGGUAAAAGCUCCUCUUUUAUAUGCACUGAAGGGAAUUCGCAGCCUCCUCUGCUGUUAAAAACACCUGUGAAGCAUGGAAUUUCGAAGAAUCCAUAUACUAAAGAUGAAAGAGGCUCCAGAGCAGAUUGAAAGGCUUCUGAUUCCGAAUCAUUUGUCAAGAUAACUUCAGAUGAGCCUUUGGUUCAGGGGGAUAGCUGGGACAAGAGAGAAAGAAAGAGCUCUUCCAGAACCUCACUUAUAUGAAAUGAGGAACCUAUUCCAACAAUGCAGUGUUCUACCUAUGAUACUUUUAGAGAAAUGGGUAGCAAUGGAGGUGCGCUGGAUAAAGCCUUCCAGAAAAUUGCUCUGCAUAAUAAGUCUACAAAGUCUCUUAUCAGCUCAGAGACAAGUGAAGACAUUAUUUAUGAAUUAAGCUACAGAGUUGAAGAUUUCUCUGAAUUGAGCUGCUCUGCUAAAGACUCACCUUAUAGAAUGAAUCUAGGAAGUUCACAUGAUUCUACUCAGAAAUAUGCAGUCAACGUUGACAGUUUUUAUGAGGAUAAGAUAUUAGACAAGACAAUGAAGACCAUUGCUGAAGUUUCAGAUGAGAAUUAUUCUUCUAAAGAGCACUCAAAAUUAGCCCAACCUAUGAAUCCCAGAUCUUCAGAGAAUUGAAAUCCUUCACAUAAGAAAUCAGGUGUAAAUAUGCCUUAUCCAUACACUUGUAAACCAAAGUUAUUCCAGCAUUGACAGAAAGUUCAAAAUAAGCAUGCAUCUUUGUACAAAAUACAGCCUAAAUUAAUUAUCUCCGAUGAGCAGAAAGAGAAGCUUUUUAAUGGGAACAAAGAGUUUGAAGGCAUCGUUAGACCAUCAGACUUGGAGUCUAGUUCUGAAAGCGAACAAAAAUAUUUUUACACAAACGAAGACUAUAAUCCAAUGAGUGAAACAGGAACAAUUACAGGUAUAGAGCGAGGCCAAAUCUUCUUCAGUAAGGAAGACUUCGAUUUAAAUCAUGAAGUGUUGGUUACAAACUCGAAUGAUUACUUAGGAGCUUCUUCCUAUAAUGAAGACUUCUCGUCUCCCUCUCAAAUCAUAAGCAAGGCUGUUCUAAGGACUGAGACCGAGCACAGCCCUCGAGGUUAGUCUACAUAUU